UGGUAACCCGAGAGACAAGACUAUUUAUGUUCCGGUUUUAGUUUCGUCUGUAUGAAAUUCUGUGCGUGUGCAAGGGACCGUGUACCCAGUUACCACUUCAUGUCAAAAACAGUGAUUUAAGUCGGAUGCAGGACCAAUAUGCCUCAGCCUGCUCUUCAAGACCCUCGGUCUUAUAUCAAGGCCCAGCGACUCCCACUGCCCUCACAUGUUGGGUCCAAGAUCGAGACAAGGGGCACCAGCGAUUACAGGGCCGCCUCCCCAAUGCGAAUCGAAGUGAGAAAUGAUAACUAUUUUCGUCGCCUCCAACAGAUGAAAACCAUGGGAUUUAAUGCUGUGAAGCACGAGGCAUAUAUAGGCAUUGGUGACCCUUUCUACCUGGACGAGAGAAAACUAAUUCUAAAUGCUCUCGGACAACUUGAGGAGUCAAAAGAUAUGGAGACGAGUAGUAGUUCUGAUGAAGAUGACGGGGAACCUGCUGCAGAUGCUGCUCAUAACAAAGGAAAAGGGGUGUCGGCCGCUAAGUUUGUACUGAGACGAUCAAGGAAAGACCUUAACACACUGAAACAGGAAGUUUUCCAUAGCAGAAACUUGAUUCGUAAUGUGAGACUUGGACAUGGCUUGUUUGACUUGAUAAAGAAAGAACGAGAAGCCAAGCAAGAGGAAGAGGAAAAACAAAACAAACGUAAAGCUGAGGCAAUGAGAAACGAGUGGCAACCUCCUAAAACAGAUUCGUCCAGUGAUGACGAGAGUUCCGAUGAAGGUCUUCUCGCAGAGGAAGACCUCAGCAGAUACAUGGCGGAGUUCAGAAAACAAGACAGUGACGACGAUGAUGAUUUUGGGGGAGGUAACAGGUCCGAUGAUGAGACUCCGGAAGGGAAGGGCCUAGUUCAGUUGUUGUCACGGAUCACACAGGUAGAUGAGGAGUCCGAAAUCCCCGCCAGUAAAUCCAUCAUGACUACGUCACGGCCGGAGAGCACCAAGAAAAAGAAAAUAAAGAUGCCUCGUCCAUACACACCCCAUCAUACUAACAUCAGCGAGGCACGCGACCAGGUGUCCAAAGAGUCACUUUUCAGACAACUAUGCACACUAAACUGGAUACUGGAUGCCAUGAAACAGGAUUCUCUGCAAAAUCUCCCUCCAAUCAUGUCUAGCUGGAAGCUCAAUGAUAUUGGUGGGAUGAGAUGCCAAGAACAAAAGUCCAGGGAGAAAGAGUUUGAUGGUAGAUGGAAAGACUUCUUGACAAACCCAGGCUCAAGGAGAAGGAGAAGACGAGGACUUUGGGCAAAUCCCCUACAACACUUGCAAAUGUUGAGCGUAGUGGAUACAUUUAAAACAUUUGGCAUUCAAAAUUUAGAAACCAAUAUAAGUAAGAGCCAGCGCCGCAAUGCUCCUGGAAGAGGAGGGACCAAGCGAGGUUGGUUGACGUCCAAAAACUCCACUGGACUGACCACACCCACUACCGCUAUGGGAUCUCUCCGGCUGGGUGCCUCACAUGACUCAAACCACGAAGAAGCAUCGGUGUUGUCUUCACGUCCAGAGUUCGAGGAAGAUGAGGAACAUCCUCAUAAAAGCCUCUUUAAAUUUGGGGAGAACCAUAAUGCUAAUAGUGGUCAUCGGGAGGAUGAAACUGAUGGUCACCAAGGACGUAUAGAUGAUACGCAGAACGCAAACUCUGGUCAACGCAAGAAGGAAAAAAGAUCCUCCGAUAUGGAAACAACGAUACGAAGGAAGUCAGCCAGGCUAAAAGCCACAGAAAUGUCGAAAAGUGUAGAAAAAGACAGCUUUAGAAAUUCCCAGACGCCAAGAGAAAGAAUGUCAGCUCAAACAUAUCGUGCAGAGAUCAAUGUGAGACCAAAGAGUUCUCCCCUGUUGCUCCAAUUCCAAGCCAAUCGCCCUAGUAUUAAGUACGGCAACCGAGUCAGUGAAUGGAACAACACCUUCAGAGAAAUGCAGGAGGACAAAGCCCUUACCCUGCACGACACCUUGGAAAAUAUGGAUAGACAGAAGAUGUCUAUUUGUCAGAAUAAGUUCGUCGCCAUUAAUACAAACCAACAGGAACAUUUCCACCGAGCAGUUCGUCAGAUGAGGGCACGUAGCGCGGCCUGUAUGUAUGGCAGCCCCACCAAGGAACAGAUCCAAAGGAAAAAGGAUGAAGCGGAGCAGAACAAAGGCAACUGGUAUUCAGAAUUGUUGAAAAACAUUCCUGGAGAACUGCAAGCCAAAUGGGAAUACAAAAACAUCAUGUUCAAAUUAGCAAGAUAUGGAUUGCAAGAUGAUCACAAGAAACGAAGGAGAAUGGAAGGUUCGGGUCAGCAGCACAGCAUGCUCAAAUUCAUCAAGGUACUGGGAACUCUACGCGAAUGGGAGAUAUGUAGUCCCGACAUCAGCGCUGCCGUGGAGUUCGCGCGGGAAAAGAUAAUUGAUAUGAGCAUAGAAGAUUUUGAAGCGUGGUUCCAAACUCAAUUUCCAAAGGUAGUACGACCUCAAACUGCGCCACCUAGGAGCGAGAAGAAGGAUGAAAAUGACAAGAGUCGGGAUGGCCGAAGUAGUGUUGUAAGGUCCUCUUUUACUGUACGAAAUGCGCAGUCUGCUUCUGUGAAAGGCAGAAACGGGGCACCCCCGUCAGCUAAAAACAGGAAUGCCAAAUCUGCAGUGUAUAGACGAUGACGCUUUACAAUAUACACAGUAUUACCUCCACAAACUUUGUCAUCUUGUCACUGCCAAACGAGGUGUGGUCAAGAUUUUAAUAUUGUUAAAGCUUAAAUAUAGUUAUCUAUCGCCUUAAAAUACCCGUUCAGAUCUAGAACGGUUCACUGAUAGUGAGUUAAUACUUUAAAAUUUUGGAUGGUAAUUGAAUUAUACAUACGUCAUUUGUUGUUCAUUUUACAAAAAUGUGCAUUUAGUCGGGCCUUUUUUACGUUUAUACACUGGUUAACGUUUCAUUAGAAAAUGUUUAAUGAAUCCGGGGCUCCUUGUUUUGAUGAUAUCUAUAUGCUUAAGUCAGUGCUGAAAUAUAUUUAGUAUUUUUAAAGUUAAAAUUAGUAGCUAGUUAGGAAAAGAAUAUUUUAUUUCAAUUUGAAAUAGUUUUAAUCUCAAAUUCGUGAUUUAAAACAUGACAAGUCAUGCUACGGUAAUUUGCCCAACAAUCAAAGCAGAUAACAUGAAAACAUGCUUCAUAUGAUAGUGUAAGAGAAAAUGAUACAAAAGAGGUGUCAUUUACAAAGGAAACAGUCCGACUGCUAUUAAUAGGUAUGGAUAUUACCUGAACUUAAUAAUUAUUUUUAUAGACAUAAGCAAUGUAGGACGAAGAAACAUUAAAGUGGGAAUACCAUAGCGAUAUCAAACACUUCCAUAAUCCAAUAUUAGGAAUACUGUUAUGAUAAUGACUUUUAAGACAUGUUACUAUGACUAACAAUGGUGUAUUACCUGUAAUAUCAUAUUCAAUAAUAUUUUAUUGACAUUAAGAGUCACCAAUUGCUAAAAUGAAGUUUUACAUAGAUAGUUUAUAAUUCAAGGACAUACUUUUAAUCCUUAAAAAUCUCUAGUUUAUAUCUUUACAAAUACUACAUACAAUGUUAAACUAGAGGAGCGUGAAGACUCCCCUCUAACUACUGCCAACUGAAGUGUACAGAUCGAUUAUAGAGUUCGACCUCCGUUUAUAUUGGUGUUUUAGCUCUGGUCGCCAAAUUGCCAACCAACGUUAUUUGUUCUACUGUGAUAUUAUCACUUGUUGCUCAAUGUACUACCAUUGAUGGUGACCAAUAUUGGUACGGUUUGUCUGUGAUAUUUUUAACGUGCUGAUUUGUAUUGAUUCAAUGGUUAACUGACUAAUUUUAAGGAGCUAUGAUCUGUAUCAACCAUGAAAUGUUAGACUAUGAAAUACGUUUUAUCCAGUAUAUGUUGCAUUAUUGAACGUUUUGAUUUAACUGAUGUACAUAACUUGAUAAAACCCUAUUUAUAUAUCAUCAGGUUACAGGCAUUUUUAUAGAGGUUUGGUGAAAAAUUAACAGCUUUUAUGUUUAUUGCUGCUACGUAAUACUAUCAAACCUGAAAAAAGUACACCAAGUUAAUUAUUCAGCAAUGGUAUAUCAUUACAGUUCUAUGGAUAGGCUAUGUUUUAUGUUGGUGAAAGGUUUUAUUAUUAGUUAUUAUUUACAUCAAUUAAUUCAUAUUUAGGUUUUAGACUAGUCAGAAAUGCUGUGAUUACUUGAAGGUUUAAUUUGGUACUAUGUUAUGUCUUGAAUUAUUGGAUAAAACAAUACAUUUUUUUGUAUUACCUUUUUUCUUUCCGUGACAGAAAUGACAAUUCGAUCGAUAGUUGGUGUGGUUAUUGUGAAGGAUACCGUACAAAGCCUUAUGUAAAUACGCUGUUAUAUCUAUGAACCAUUUAUAUAUGUAUGUAGGUUAUAUGUCAUUGAUUGUUUGUAAAAUGUCAAAAAGAAGUCUACGGAAGCUUCGUUUCUCAUGCCAUUGUUAUUGAAGACUUUUUGUUGGGAAUGUGGGAUAAUUAAUAUGUAGAGAAAGGGAUAUUCCUUACCGUUUUGAUAUCCAAAUGUAUUAUUAUUACUGAUAGUAAAUUUCCAUUAUUGAUGGUACAUUCCCAUUAUUGGUGGUACAUCCCCAUUACUGGUGGUACAUCCCCAUUACUGGUGGUUAAUCCCAUUACUGGUGGUACAUCCCCAUUACUGAUGGUACAUCCCCAUUACUGGUGGUACAUCCCCAUUACUGAUGGUUAAUCCCAUUACUGGUGGUACAUCCCCAUUACUGGUGGUACAUCCCCAUUACUGAUGGUACAUCCCAUUACUGGUGGUACAUCCCCAUUACUGAUGGUUAAUCCCAUUACUGGUGGUACAUCCCCAUUACUGGUGUACAUCCCCAUUACUGGUGGUUAAUCCCAUUACUGGUGGUACAUCCCCAUUACUGAUGGUUAAUCCCAUUACUGGUGGUACAUCCCCAUUACUGAUGGUACAUCCCCAUUACUGAUGGUACAUCCCCAUUAGUGAUGGUUAAUCCCAUUACUGGUGGUUAAUCCCCAUUACUGGUGGUACAUCCCCAUUACUGAUGGUACAUCCCCAUUACUGAUGGUACAUCCCCAUUAGUGAUGGUUAAUCCCAUUACUGGUGGUACAUCCCCAUUACUGAUGGUACAUCCCCAUUAGUGAUGGUUAAUCCCAUUACUGGUGGUUAAUCCCCAUUACUGGUGGUACAUCCCCAUUACUGGUGGUACAUCCCCAUUACUGAUGGUACAUCCCCAUUACUGGUGGUUAAUCCCAUUACUGGUGGUUAAUCCCCAUUACUGAUGGUACAUCCCCAUUACUGAUGGUUAAUCCCAUUACUGGUGGUUCAUCCCCAUUACUGGUGGUACAUCCCCAUUACUGAUGGUACAUCCCCAUUACUGGUGGUACAUCCCCAUUACUGAUGGUUAAUCCCAUUACUGGUGGUACAUCCCCAUUACUGGUGGUUAAUCCCAUUACUGGUGGUUAAUCCCAUUACUGGUGGUACAUCCCCAUUACUGAUGGUACAUCCCCAUUACUGAUGGUUAAUCCCAUUAUUGAUGGUACAUUCCCAUUACUGGUGGUACAUCCCCAUUACUGAUGGUUAAUCCCAUUACUGGUGGUACAUCCCCAUUACUGAUGGUACAUCCCCAUUACUGAUGGUUAAUCCCAUUACUGAUGGUACAUCCCCAUUACUGAUGGUUAAUCCCAUUACUGGUGGUACAUCCCCAUUACUGAUGGUUAAUCCCAUUACUGGUGGUACAUCCCCAUUACUGAUGGUACAUCCCAUUACUGGUAGUUAAUCCCAUUAAUGACGGUACUAUACAUUCCCGUUAUUAUUUGUACAUUCCCGUUAUUGGUUGUACGUUCCCGUUAUUGAUAGUACAUUCCCAUCAUUGAUAGUUUACUUCAUAUCAUUUUUGUGGUUUGAAUGUAUUCAUUAUUGAUUGUAUAAUGUUUUUGUUAUUCAAGGUAGGAUGCGAUUCCUUUUUGAUGUUAUGCUUUACAUGUAUGUAUUUUGUAUGUAACUGUGCUAAAUACGUACGAAUGAAUUUGUUACCUUAGAUGAUUAUCUGCCAGAGAUUAGACACAAGCUUCUGACAGCCAAAGAAUUCUGUAUAAACUCAAUAUGUAACUCCUGCUAGACUGUGAUGGUCACAAAAUAUUUUCUGUAUUGAAAAUACAACAAAUGAAAAAUAAUUUAUAUCUU
Molecule: messenger RNA, 6203 nt
Organism: Pecten maximus
Lineage: Eukaryota; Metazoa; Mollusca; Bivalvia; Pectinida; Pectinidae
Product: coiled-coil domain-containing protein 60-like
Exons: 20
Coding region: 139-2667 (842 amino acids)
Source: RefSeq, a predicted model, not a curated record